UCUGUGUGUCAGUUUGCUGUGGGAAAUAAGAGAAAGUGUGUGAGGCAAUCCUAUGCACGAGAGUGGGUAAUCCGCAAACGUUCUGUUUUAUCAUCUGAAUUGAAACGGCUUAUAUCUAAAUUGUUGCAGAUUUAAUUUGGCUUUACACUGGCACGUGAAACCGCGCCUCUUUUUCAAGCGCUGAGUUCUCCGAAGUGUGUUGUGCGUCUGUUGUAAUCUGACAGCUAAGAGUCUCGUCUAGCAACGUUGUCUCUGGUAGACUUUGUUAAGAAUACAAACAUUACUUGGAGUAUUGUUUAUUAUAAUUUAUGCACAAAAUGGCGGAAGGUUGGAAGGAGAGUGGACUUGAUGGAUCUGAGUUACUUGAGCCUGAGCCACUUGGUGAUUCCCACAAAGCUUGGGACGCAACGGAGGAAGACUUGGAAACUGUUGCAGCAGCGGUGGCCAGCGGAAAGGGCAGGAGGAGGCGAAGCGCCGUUUCAGCGGCUGGAGAUCGUUUCAGUCCCGGGGGAUCUACGUCUUUGGGAGCUACAGGAGAUGUAGAAGCUUGUCUCAUUGAGGCUGCCAAAGCGACACCCCGUAGGAGUAGCAUCAUUAAGGAUUCUACAAAACAGAAGCAGGAACAAAAGAAAACUGUAUCAUUCAGUAGCAUACCUUCAGAAAGAAAAAUUAACAAUGCCAGUGACUGUAUCAGUUUCAUGCAAGCUGGCUGUGAGCUGAAGAAAAUACGUUCAAAUACUCGAAUCUAUAGUCGCUUUUUUACUUUAGACCUUGACCUUCACGCUUUGCAUUGGGAACCUUCCAAGAAAGAUCCGGAAAAGGCUAAACUUGAAAUUUCUUCUCUUAAAGAGAUCAGAGUUGGAAAAAACACAGAAACUUUCAGAAGUUGUGCAGUUGUGGAUCAGAUUUGUGAAGACUGUUCCUUCUCCUUAAUAUAUGGAGAAAACUAUGAGUCUUUGGAUUUAGUAGCCAGUUCUGCAGAUGUUGCCAAUAUCUGGGUUACAGGCCUCCGUUACGUCACUUCACAUAAUAAGCAAAUUUUGAAUUUGAUAGACGGGAACCAAAAUACACUAAGAACCACAUGGCUUCAUUCAGUGUUCGAUCAAAAUAUUCUGGGUCGUAAUGGAAUUAUGUUGGAAGAUGAAGCUGUGAAGUUGAUAAUGCAACUCAGUCAAGGUCUGAAAGAAUCGAAAGUCAGAAUUAAGUUUAGAGAGCUCCAAAAUGAUAAAGGGAAACUAGCCAGUUGGGUAACCAAGGAGGAGUUUACUGACAUUUACUAUGAUCUUUGCACUAGGCCUGAGGUAUAUUUCUUGCUUGUGCAAAUUUCUCGGAAUAAAGAGUUUCUGGAUGCCAAAGACUUGAUGUUUUUUUUAGAAACUGAACAAGGAAUGAUAAAUGCAACUGAAGAAAUGUGCCUUGAUCUUAUACGGAGGUAUGAGCCUUCAAAGCAAGGCCAGCUGAAUGGUAAUCUCAGUAUUGAUGGCUUUACUCGGUACCUGAUAUCACCAGAAUGCAAUAUAUUUGAUCCAGAGCACAAUAAAGUCUGUCAAGAUAUGACACAGCCUCUGUCCCAUUACUAUAUCAAUGCAUCUCACAACACCUAUGUUGCAGAAAACACCAGUAGAAGCCCUUCUGAUCUGCUUGGGUAUGUUAGGGCUUUAAAGUUGGGCUGCAGAUGCAUUGAACUUGAUGUAUACGAUGGUCCAAAUGAGCCAGUUGUCAGUAAACGCAACAAUGUGACCUCACCAAUCAGCUUCAGUAAUGUCAUUAAAGUAAUUAAUCAGUAUGCCUUUGUAGCUUCAGAGUACCCUUUGAUUAUGUGUUUGCGAAAUCACUGCUCAGUAGGGCAACAAAAAAUCAUGGCACAAAAACUGAAAAUGAUCCUUGGAAAUAAAAUAUUUACAGAACCACCAAAUUCAACACAAAGCUACCUCCCAUCACCUGAGAAGUUGAAGGGGAAAAUUAUCUUGAAGGGAAAGAAGUUGCCACAAAACUUUGACUUGUCCGAAGGUGAUGUGACAGAUGAAGAUGAAGAAACAGAAGGUUCCCGAAGUUUAACAGAUACAUUUUUUGUUAGUAAGCGAACCAUUCAUCUUUGUAGGGAGUUGUCUGAUUUGGUUACUCUAUGUAAAACUGUACAAUUCAGCAGUUUUCAUAAUUCAAUGGAGAAGCAGAAAUACUGGGAAAUGUGCAAUUUCAGUGAACCUGAAGCACGUACAUUGGCAAAUGAAUAUCCAGAUGACUUUGUGAACUACAAUAAGAGAUUUCUGUCACGAGUGUAUCCUAGCCAUUUGGGUUUAGAGUCAAGCAACUUGAAUCCACAGGAAUUCUGGAAUUGUGGCUGCCAACUUGUAACCAUCAACUAUCAGACUCCUGGUCCAAUGUUGGAUCUUAAUAUCGGUUGGUUUCGACAGAAUGGGUGUUGUGGAUAUGUCCUACGGCCUGCAGUUAUGCGUGAUGAGGUGUCCUAUUUCAAUGCGUACCUUAAAGGAAUAGUUCCAGGAUCCUUACCUCAGGUUCUACAUAUCAAAGUUAUUAGUGGUCAGAUGUUUCCAAAGCCUAGAGGUUCUGGUACAAAAGGAGAUGUCAUCGAUCCAUAUGUGUAUGUAGAAAUUCGUGGCAUUCCUGCAGAUUGUGCAGAAGUGAGGACAAAGACUGUUCACCUGAAUGGAGAGAAUCCUAUUUUUGAUGAAAGUUUUGAAUUUGAAAUCAACCUGCCUGAGCUUGUAACAGUUCGAUUUGUUGUUUUAGAUGACGACUACAUUGGGGAUGAAUUUAUUGGCCAGUACACUAUCCCAUAUGAGUGCUUACAGUCUGGUUAUCGACAUAUUCCUUUACAUUCAUUCACUGGGGAAGAAAUUGAACUCGCUACGCUUUUUAUUCACAUUGCAAUAACAGACCGAAGAGGUGGUGGAAAGGCUCACAGGCGUGGAUAUUCUGUCAGAAAGGGGAAGAACACAAUAAAAUACACAAUGCUAAGGAAUACUGGGAUCAAGGUUAUUGAUGAUACGUUCAAAAUUGCAGGCCAACCAUUACGAGAAGCUGCAGAUAUCAGAGAAAAUGUGCAGAAUGCCAUAGUAUCCUUUAAGGAAAUAUGUGCCUUAGCUCCUACUGCCAAUCUGACUCAAUGCAUACUGACUAUGUCAUCAAGAUUACUGAACAAUGUCAACACUUCUGCAGUAACACUCAGCAUGCAGGACCACUAUCCCUAUUUGGAACCAAUGGAAACGCUAUCAGAUGCACAAAAGAAGGUUCUGUCAUCGUAUGACCUGGUAAUACAUGAAGCAAGGUACCUGAUUGAUGUUGCUGAUACUUUAUAUGACAAGAUCAUGCAGUGUUGGAAGUCAGGACUUGAAUUUCAUAGAGGAGUACACCAGUUAGCGAAAAAGGAGGGUUUGAAGGGAGCCAAGAUAAGUAAAGCACUGGAAAAUUUUGCAUGGAAUAUCACCGUAUUGAAGGGCCAAGGGGACUUACUGAAAAAUGCUAAGAAUGAGGCCAUGGAAAACAUGAAGCAAAUCCAAACUGCAUGUAUAUCAUGUGGACUGAGCAAGUCAACAAGUGAAAGGGCACGGUUGAAAUCCAAAUAGUCUUCAGGAAAUACAGGAAAAUGAAAAUGGAAAAUUGAAUGAAACUCUGAUAAUUCCAAGACCAGCCCCAGUAGCUUGAUAAUGGAGUCAAAAUUACUGCUUGUAGUUAACCAUCAAUUUAUUUCCAUGGAUGAUAUUGAAGAUACUAACAAAGCCUUUAGAAAGAACAAGACUUACUAUUUAAAACGACAAAUUUUAUGGCAUAUACCACAAUAAAAUAAUUCAAGGAAAAAUAUAUUAAAGUGAUAUUUCUGACAUUCUUGUAACCACCUUUGAACUUGAAUUUAUAGCUCAUUUACAAGAAAGGAUGAGAACAGGAACUGACAAAAUCACAAUUGGCAUGCUCUUUUCUUCACACUUUUCAUUGUUAGUUAUGCGUGUACUAGUUUUUUAAAUACAUUUUAAUAUGAAAAAAAGUAUUCCACUGUACAUUUUGGUUAUGCAUUGCAGUAUUUUCCUGUUGUGUGGUUAUUGUAUGUAAACACUGCUUUUAUUUAAAACAUCUGUUCGUACAUGUAUUGAGGACUUAUUUCAAAAUUAUAUUCUGAAGUGUCCUACUCACUCACUCUGUACACAGUUGAGGAACAUAGUCAAGCCUGGAUCCUGUAAUCAUAAAACAUCAAACAUGAAAGAAAAGUUUACCAAAGUAGAGCCAAAAGCAUUGUUUAUAGAUUAACUCCUGAGGAAUAUAGAUUACCACUUUGUGACAAACACAAAUUGUAACUAGAUUAAAAUUUUCAGUCGUUUUGCUGAAAUUGAAGAGAAAACCAAUAUUCUACAUUGCUGUGCGUCCUCUCAGUUUUCAGCUGCUUAGCCACGCUGCAAAAUUUGCAUAUCCAUCAGUGUCUUACCAAUUUUUUCAGUGACUACUGAAUGAGACAGGAACCAAAAUGAUCUUUGAUUGGUACUGGAUUACUCAUUGUCAUGCAAUGUCUUGGAUUGGUAAAAGUAUUUCCACUGUCCAGUUACUCUUUCUAGAAAUAGGUGAGGUCUAUUUGUGGGAAUUGGCUGAGGCAGAAAGAAAUUUCCAUAAAUGUCUUCAAGGAUAGAGAGGAAAGAAUGAAAUUCAACAUGGAAAAUAAAUUGCACAAGCUGUUUUUUGCAAAUGUCCGAUACAAAAUGGAUAUGUGCAAAAGUCAACCUUGCACUUGCAUGUGAAAUUUCAAAGUAAUCUUUUUCCUUGGAAGAGUGAGUGUCUAUUCAGUCAAAACAGGAUAAAGUUAGGGAAUGGCUGAACUAAAAUCUGUAGGUUCCAAGUGAGAUGAAUACACGUCAGAAAGGCUUUCCCACAGAUGCCGUACUAAUUGAGCUCUAGGCUUGAUAAUCAGAGCUUUCCAGUUGUGCUUCUUUGGAACAGUGUGUUCCAAUUUUGGUUAUGUUGCCUGGUAGAAUCGGGGAAAGUGGCUUCCCUGUGCUAUCCAACAGCAACAAUAACCUUCACAUUGUUGUUAUUGCCAUUUGUGAUGGUCUUAUGGGGCUAAUCUUCAUUUCUUCCUUAAAUAAGUAGCAAUGCUGGAGUCAAGCUGAACAUACAAGGCAGACAAUUUGUGGAAUGGGAGUAAAUGGGACAACCAAAUGAUGUCAUACUGGAAAAAGUGUUCCGGUGCAUCCAGCCAGUCUCACACAAUGCGAUGCCUUGUGCUUCAUGUAUAGAUUCUGUCCAAUAUGUGAUCACCUAAAAGAAAUAAAUUAAAACAGAUAAGACCAGGCAAACUUGAAGGAAAAGGUCGGGGAAGUUUAUUUCUAACAAAUGUACGUUCAUCCGCCCUAUUCCCACCUCCUUAGCUGCUUUGGCAUUUAAACUAAUUCAGGGUAUUUCUCUGCUCCCGACAAUAUCGUGCAGUGCCUACCUUCUACAUGGGACGACUUCCACCCCAGCCAGAAACAGCCCUUGGUUAAAGGAGUUCCAUGAAGCAAUGACAGACUGCUCCAGGGGGCCACUAUUUGCGUUGGGUAAAAGAAUCUAGUAUUUUUUCUCUUUAAAGCUGUUUUCUGGAUUUCAUUGUGAGAGGUGAAGAAAACUCAAGCAGUUAGUAGACAGUUAACAAAGAAAUUUUUGAAAGAUUCUUAUUUGGUCAUUUCCAUGGUAUAUUUCACUCUUUUUUUUACAAAACAGCCGUCUUUGGAUUUCUGUUCUUCAGAGGACAGGUGCAGUGUUUUGGUAUAGUCAAAAAUGAGAUCAAUUGAUUUUUGACGAUUGAAGAAAUCGAGUGAUUAUGGAGGGAGAGUGUGUAAGUGACAUCGAGGUUGAGCAUUAGGCAAGAUCUUACUGAAAGAUGGAGCAGACUUGAGAAACAUUGUAUCUUACUCCUCCUAGUUCUUAUGACCCUAAAUCUAGCCCAUAUUCAAAUAAACAUCUUUGAUCUGGGCUGAAAAUCUUCAUUAAGUUUAUUAAGGUGCUGUCUUUGAGUAAACGACAUUCAAGAAUCACUGUCCAGUCACUAUUACAAAUAUGUUGGACUUUUGCACCUAUUUGAUAAUAUAACUUUUGUUUCUUCAAUAUGAUACACCUCGUGUUUUUCAUCAAUAUCCAUGUAAAAGUUCAUUAUUCUUGUUACAGUGUCGGGCUUACAUAUUGCAGUCUAGGUUGAUCCUUUGUAUACUGACUAUAUUCCAAAAUUAUGUAUAUAUUCUAUCAACAUCCAUUUUGUAAAUUUAAUUAUUGUUAUUGACAAAGUCAAAUAUGCAGUUAUAAGAUUUGU
Stegostoma tigrinum is the source of this 6289-nucleotide messenger RNA. It is a transcript of the gene plcl1, whose product is annotated as phospholipase C like 1. NCBI's taxonomy places the organism in Eukaryota, Metazoa, Chordata, Chondrichthyes, Orectolobiformes, Stegostomatidae. The record is from RefSeq and is a predicted model, not a curated record. Gene Ontology annotation, biological process: intracellular signal transduction; lipid metabolic process. Bases 309 to 3587 code for a protein of 1092 amino acids. The transcript is spliced from 6 exons. Gene Ontology annotation, molecular function: phosphatidylinositol-4,5-bisphosphate phospholipase C activity.